Molecule: messenger RNA, 900 nt
Organism: Physella acuta
Lineage: Eukaryota; Metazoa; Mollusca; Gastropoda; Physidae
Product: piggyBac transposable element-derived protein 4-like
Source: RefSeq, a predicted model, not a curated record
UACGGUUCUGAGACUACUUAUCAUCCAGACCUAGACAAAAAUUGCACCAUGGCUGAGAAGGUUUUUCAAAAAUUGUUGACACCACUAACAAAAGGCCACCAUAUUUUUGCAGAUAGGUUUUACACCUCUGUACCUCUGCUUGAGUUUCUCAGCCGUCAGAGUCAUUAUUAUACUGGCACGGUCGACAUAAGACGGAAAAAUUUCCCUCCUGCACUCAAGUCUCUUGUCUUGAGCCAUAUGGAGAUGAAGUGGUACAUGCAUGAAAACAAGUACCUUACAGUGGCAUUUAGGGAUAAAAAGGCUAAAAGGUUUGUGUCAGUUGUGACCAGUCAAGGAAGUGUUAGCAAAACACUAAUCGAAACCAAACGUGGUGACGUCGAAAAACCAACAGCCAUAAAUUUAUAUAAUCAAAAUAUGAAUGGUUGUGAUAGAGCAGAUCAGCUAGUUGGCUACUAUGGCUGCCACAAAAGAAAAAGCCACGAGUGGUGGAAAAAAAUAUUCCACUGGCUGUUGGAAAUCUGCCAUGUCAACGCUGCGAUUUUAUUUCGUGAGUCUCACCCAGAGCAAGCGAAGAUCAGUCUAGCUCAGUUCAAGUCCAACUUGAUUGUUCAACUUAUAGCUGAAGCUGGUAGAUCACUUGUUGAGAAACCUGUGGAUAUUGCCCUAGCCCAGCAACCACAGCCAAGUGUGAAUUUGGUUACUGACAAUCCAACCAUUCGGCUAGCCGCUAAAAUACAUAUCCCUAUGUCGGCUAAAAAAGACCGUAAUUGUCAGGUCUGUAGUAAACCAGGUGCUCGCAAAAGAACCAGCAAUGUAUGUGCAGAUUGUCCUGGUCAACCAUUUUUAUGUAAGGAGCCCUGCUUUAGAAUUUGGCAUACUAAGAGUAACUAUAAAUCUUAG